AUGCACAACCUUUUCCUUGGUCUGGUGCAAUAUCACGCUCGUACCAUCAUCGGAAUGGAUAUGCCGGCUGCUGAUCCGUAUGAUGACGAUAUCAACGUCGACAUUGACGUUGAGCCAUCCGGCAUGGAUGACGAGCGCCAUUCGAAGAUUCUUCUGCAAGUGAGGAAGAUUGAACGCCUACUGAUGUCUGUUCCAACCGCGAAACAGUUGGGAAGUAAUUCGAGGGGAGCUCUACGAUUUGUAUGUCGCAACCGAGGUGCGGAUCAAUCCUCCUGGGGUCCCACGAGAAAGCUGAAGAAAAUCGUCCUGGUUAAUGCGUUGCUAGACAGCAUACAUACGGCUCCCACUGCCACAAGCUCGUUGGCAACCGAGUCCACGGUUACUCUCAUAUUACCUGAGUUGUUGAUAGGCAAUCAGUUUGUUGACGAAUGUGUCGAACCUACUCAAGACGAAGACGUUUCUACCCGAAGACACACGAGUUCCUCAGUAUUUUCACGACAAGAUUUGGAACAUCUACAAGCUGACAUCGCGCUUACAUCGCGUCCAACCUACUCUAAAGGACCUCCACGCAACAUCGGCACCACGGCACGCGGUAAGCUCAAAGCAGAUUAUUGGAAGGCGGUCAUCGAGUUCGAGCUACCGGUGUCCAUGCUCAAGCGGUGGUGCCGUACGUGUACGCCAACGCAUCCUGGGGACGACGUUCGACGUGAGCUAGUCCGCUCUACCAUAUAUAAGACACACAUGAACAGUUACCUAUCCAGUAUUUUACGUCUGCGUCCGGAGCGAUCAUUGAGACCGAAUCAUCAUAACGCCCUCCAUUUAGGUGAUUUCCUGCUACGCUUCGGGCCGAUUCACGGGUGGUGGAUGUUCCCAUUUGAAAGAAUCAUUGGUAUACUCCAGCAGACAGCCACCAAUGGCAAAUUAGGCCAACUCGAGAAGACCAUGCUAGAGACGUUCUGUGCAGCAGCGAAUAUGAAGGCAUUUAUGAAAUGCACUCAUUUUCCCGAUGUCUUACAACAGUGCGCAUCGAUUAUCGAGACAUGUUAUCAGGACGAUGACCGGGGAACCCUUCGGACGGAUAUGCGUACAUUCCUGAAUCUGAGAGACGGCGCAGCCGCACUGAAUGAUGAAUGGAUUGGAGAAGUUGGCAGGAACUCGAUCCCGACAUAUGCUAUGCGCUAUCAGCAAUGA
Molecule: messenger RNA, 1191 nt
Organism: Laetiporus sulphureus 93-53
Lineage: Eukaryota; Fungi; Basidiomycota; Agaricomycetes; Polyporales; Laetiporaceae
Exons: 4
Coding region: 1-1191 (396 amino acids)
Source: RefSeq, a predicted model, not a curated record